This is a messenger RNA of Sebastes umbrosus (honeycomb rockfish), 2006 nucleotides long. It is a transcript of the gene vamp8, whose product is annotated as vesicle-associated membrane protein 8 (endobrevin). NCBI's taxonomy places the organism in Eukaryota, Metazoa, Chordata, Actinopteri, Perciformes, Sebastidae. Bases 250 to 627 code for a protein of 125 amino acids. Gene Ontology annotation, cellular component: SNARE complex; plasma membrane. Gene Ontology annotation, molecular function: SNAP receptor activity; syntaxin binding. Gene Ontology annotation, biological process: vesicle-mediated transport; SNARE complex assembly; vesicle fusion. The transcript has 3 exons. The record is from RefSeq and is a predicted model, not a curated record.
UGAAGUGGUGAUUUAUUGUAUGGAGUCUGCUGAGGAAACAGUGUGUGACUGCUACUGCUGGUCACUUGACACCUGAAGGAGUUCAGUUUGAAGGAAGAAAACAACCAGGAAGUAACAGAGGAGGAAACAAACAGAAUCAAACUCUCUAACAUCUUCUUCUAAAGCUCUAAAGCUUUGAAAUAAGAGCGUUAACUUUAAAGAAGGAGUUGAUCCUGCGGGUUCCGGUCAGAGGUCCUCGUUACCACCGAGAUGGACAUUGAUCCGGAGCGGGGGGGAGUAGCGGCGGCGCCAGAGCCUCAGGACAAGGUGCAGACCCUGAAGGAUCAGGUAGAUGGAGUGAAAGACAUCAUGACGCACAAUGUGGACCGGAUCCUGGCCCGGGGAGAGAGACUGGAUGACCUCAUGGGCAAGUCGGAGGACCUGCAGGCCGGGGCUCAGCACUUCAAGCAGACGUCUCAGAAAGUGGCUCGUACCUUCUGGUGGAAGAACGUCAAGCUGGUCGUGCUCAUCGUGGUGGUCGUCCUCAUCAUCGUCCUCAUCAUCAUCCUGCUGGCCACCGGCGUCAUCCCUGUCGGCUCCUCCCCGGUGCCUCCUAUAGUCCCCAUCACCACCCCCAAGCCAAAGUAAUAGAUAGAUAUAUAUAUAUAUAGACUCAAUCAAAUAGCUGCUGUCUGGUGAAGACUUCACUACUCCUGACUUAGUUUCUACUGAUAGCUUUCAUUGUAUCACAUAUCUAUUUAUCUAUUUAAGGAGCUGAAACUGAACAAACCUUUAAAAAAUCCUUCCAGACAUUUGAUCAAUUAGUGAGAAUUAAAACAGAAGUGAGUGGAAGGUGUGACGUCUUCACCCGACAGCAGCAGAAACCCUGAAACCCUGUCCCUGUCCUUGUCCUCAGAGGACGCCUCCUACCAGCUCCUCUUUGUUUAACCGUUUCCCCUCCAGUGGUUCUUCCAUCCUGUCACUUUACCGUGUGUCCAGCCUCUCAGUAGACGUGAGGUCUGUCCUGAAUGUUAGCACUGAUGUGCACCUUGACAACAGGUAGUUUGUGUGGUCUAAAAGAUGAGAGAUGCACUUCCUAAAGCAACCAGGCACUGUGUUGUUUCUGCUGACGUUGACAUUAAAUGUGGACCAUUUGAAGGUCCCACUGUGUUUAAUGAAAGGCUCUGUGGUGGUGUGGUGGAUAUGUAUUAUGGUGUGUUACCGUUCAAAGUGCUUCCUGUUUCUUUAUAGUCAGACCAUCUAGAAGAAGUGAUCAUCUGCAGAUGGUCUUUUUAAAUCUAUUCUAACUCUAGUCAUAUUAAACACCCCACUGUGUCUAACUCUAGUCAUAUUAAACACCCCACUGUGUUUAACUCUAGUCAUAUUAAACACCCACUGCGUUUAACUCUAGUCAUAUUAAACACCCCACUGUGUCUAACUCUAGUCAUAUUAAACACCCCACUGUGUUUAACUCUAGUCAUAUUAAACACCCCACUGUGUUUAACUCUAGUCAUAUUAAACACCCCACUGUGUCUAACUCUAGUCAUAUUAAACACCCCACUGUGUUUAACUCUAGUCAUAUUAAACACCCCACUGUGUCUAACUCUAGUCAUAUUAAACACCCCACUGUGUCUAACUCUAGUCAUAUUAAACACCCCACUGUGUUUAACUCUAGUCAUAUUAAACACCCCACUGUGUUUAACUCUAGUCAUAUUAAACACCCCACUGUGUCUAACUCUAGUCAUAUUAAACACCCCACUGUGUUUAACUCUAGUCAUAUUAAACACCCCACUGUGUCUAACUCUAGUCAUAUUAAACACCCCACUGUGUCUAACUUCUAGUCAUAUUAAACACCCACUGUGUCUAACUCUAGUCAUAUUAAACACCCACUGUGUUUAACUGUCACUGCCAGCCAACCAGCUGAGAGACAUCAGUUACAGUCACAGCCCCUCCAUGGCGCCCCCCCCCCCCCCCCCCCCCCCCCCCCCCCCCCCCCGCUGGCUCCAUGUCCACCAGUAACCCCCCCC